Molecule: messenger RNA, 674 nt
Organism: Struthio camelus australis
Lineage: Eukaryota; Metazoa; Chordata; Aves; Struthioniformes; Struthionidae
Source: RefSeq, a predicted model, not a curated record
AUGCCGGUGCCCCCCGGGGAUGCGAGACGGAUGCGGGUGCCCCCAGGGAUGCCGGUGCCCCCCAGGGAUGAGUCCCGCUGGACCCACAUCCAGACCACGGCCGCCCAGAAGACCCUGCUGCUUGCGCAGAUCCGGAUGGCAGUGCUCAACCUCUUCCAGCUGGCCACCAAGCAGCUCAAGGUCCCGGCAGAUGUGGCCCUGGAGGACACGGAGGCCCAACUGGACACGGUGCUGCUCUGCAUGCAGGACCUGGCUGCCAUCCGUGCUGAGCUGUGCCCCAGGGAGCCCGCUGCCGCCAGCGAGCACCCACCACUGCCUCCGAGCCAGGAACAACCCCCUGCUCGGAGAGCAGCCGCCCGCACCGGGGCAGGGGAGAAGCUGCCUUGGCUCAUCCGGGCCAGGACUCCUAGGGAACGAACAGCCAGGGACGGAGGUGGCUCCCCGUCUCCAACGCACCUGGGAACCCCUCGAUGCUGAGAGGUGAUGCAGAUGGCAGUGGGACAGGCAGCUAUGGAGCACUGCGAUGGCACCCAUUGGAGUCAGGGCCUGGGAGGAAGAGAGCGCCCCGGGGCCAACCCUGGGAUGGCUGCACGGAGGCAGCAGGACCUGGGGCCGAGAGGAGGAAGGGGGAAGCUGUCACUCACGUUCAUGCUGUUGGUAUCGGCUAAAGCUGU